GCGUCUGUGUUGAUAAAGAGCUCGAGGGGCGGAUAACACAGAUGUGGUUUUGCUGUGGUCAUCUGGAUUUCUCUGAUGAUGAUGAAGGUUAUUAGCGGGAGAUCUUGAGAAGGUUUGAACACGAUGAAUGUUUUUCUCGUGCCGGGAUUCACGUGCGCUCUCCUCUUCUGCACAUUUGUUUCGACUCAAGAAUGUCGCUCUGGAUGUGUGCAUGGCUUCUGUGAGCGCCGUGGAGAAUGCAGGUGCAGAGCCGGUUGGCGAGGCGUCGCGUGUGAUCGUUGCGUCCCUUUGACGGGUUGCGCGCACGGCUCCUGUAAGGAACCGGGUCAGUGCGUUUGUGAACGCGGCUGGACGGGAGCGCGCUGUGAUCGAGACAUUUGUCUGUGUUCAUCAAAACCCUGCUUUGGAAACUCCAGCUGUCUGAAUGUGGGAGAAAGUUUUAUUUGCAUCUGUGUUGCUGGAUUCACAGGCAAAAACUGCCAGCUGAAGAGCACACCCUGUUCACCUGACGGCUCUUCGUGCCAGAACGGAGGAACCUGUGUGGACAGCAGUGGAUCCGACAACAGUUCUUGCAUCUGUCCGUCUGGAUUCACCGGACGAUUCUGUCAGAGUAACGUCUGUGAUCCCAACCCAUGUGAGAAUGACGGCAUUUGCAGCCAUCGUGACCUGACUUUCACCUGCGUCUGUCCGCCGGCUUUCUCAGGCCCAGUUUGCAGCUUCAGACUGUGUUCCAGCGUUCAGUGCAUCAACGGAGGGACCUGCUUCAAUCAUACAGACAGUCCGAUCCGAUGCGUCUGUCCACCUGGAUUCACCGGCUCAUCGUGUGAACUUCACGUCAACAAGCUCAAGGUCAAACCCAGAUUUAAAUCAGCAGUCCCCGGUCACACUUUCCACAGAUCACAUCGACCGGCUGACCGUGAGCUUCUUAAAAUCUCCAUGAAGGAGACGGUCGGAGCGUCCGGUUCUCUGCCCACACAGAGCCAAGUCGUCUGUUUGACCAUUCUGGUUCUGCUCACCUGUCUGGUAGUACUUGUCACAUCGGGCAUUAUUUUUUUUCAUCGAUGUGAGACUUGGAUGGCUAAUGUGAAGUACAGUCAUCUGGUGCGUCAACGGAGGGAUUUCCUCCUGAGAGCCGGCGACGGUGAGGACCACACCAUCAACGUCAUCAUACCUGAGAAGAUCAAACUGAGGAACUAUGGGCAGGGUUAUACCAGCAUAUGAAGCUGCAUCUAUUGGGUUCAUAAAUCUUGUAGUUUAUGACUAUUAUUAUUUAUCAUAUACACAUACAAAAUUACGGCCUCAACUCAAGAAUUUGUAAUGAGCUACAGUUUAGUCAGUUUAAUGAACAGUCUGUUGACAUAAUUUGCAUUUGUGCUCAUUUAAACGUAGUCACUAAAAAAUCUUAAAUUGAGGCCUGAUUUUUUUACACAGCGUAAGCCUUAAAUUUGAGUGUUAGAAUACUCUUCUAUAUUCUAAGAAAAUAAAACGGGGAAAUAAAAAAAUCUGUCAUAAUUUAUUCACCCCCCAAAUCUAUAUGACUCUUUCUUCAGUAGAACACGAAAGAAGAUAUUUUGAGAAAUGUCUCAGUGGACAUAAAUCCACUGCGACAUUUCUCAAAAUAUCUGCCAUGAACAAUAUGUGUUGGCCUUCAUGUGGCGCUGCACAGAACAGCGAUCAGCGUGAAGUGAACACACGCUUUGUUUUUUUAACAUUAAAUAAAAGCUUUUUACUUCCACCGCCGCUAAACACAUCUGGAUUAUUUUGGGUCUAUUUAUUUAGGAUUGUUUUGUUAAAAUGAUGGUUUAUUUUGCGCUUGUUUGAAAUUCUCUCGUACGGCCUUUGCUGCCAUCUAGCGGUUACUCAUUAACAUUGUCUGACGUGUUUGAGCUUCGCUUAACAUCAUUUUACAUCAUUUCAUUUUACACAUGCCUUCAAUCUACAUGUUAAAUAAUCUCUUUAAAUAACUGUAUUUGCUUUAUUUGUUUACUUUUGUGGUAUAUACACAAGUUAAUAAUUGAUGUGAUUCUCUGAGUGUCCAGCAGGCGGCAGUGGCAGCUCUUUUCCAACACAAACGUCUGCAAGGUUUCUUUGGUAGUAGACUUUAUGGCCUGUGUGAUCCAUUCAGGUUUUUAGAAUUAUAUUAAAAAUAUUUGUCAGCUAUGUUGUUUGACUGUAUGUUGCAUGUUUAGAUCUCAGUUAUGGUUGCGUUCGGAUCUGUCAGUUACACAAUUUGAGAAACAGAACCUAUAAACAUACUUUAAGUUGGCAAAGGUGUGUGAUCGACCGAAUGUGAACAUACACAAAUGUAAUAGUGUGCAUCACUUAUAUUUACUCUGUUCAUUGACAAUUUACUGUGCUGUUGUCAACAUGAGGAAAUAAAUGACGUCGUUGAAACCCAUUUCACAGAGACAGUCCAGAUGGGUGAUGAUGAGAAAAACAAACCAUAGUAACCAGUUAACCAUCAGUGAGGACAGACACUGACUUCAUUACAAUCCAGACAACUCUUAGUGUUGUGAAAUCAUAUUAGAUCAGUUUAAUUCACACGUGUCAGCGUGAAUGGUCAUGUAGGCCUACUACUGCAGGUGCUUUCAUUUGGUUUACAUUUAGGGUUUAUAUUUUUUGAGUUAUGUAUAUCAAUCCAUAGAGGGCCA
Messenger RNA from Triplophysa dalaica, 2651 nucleotides. RefSeq names its product protein delta homolog 1. Gene Ontology annotation, molecular function: calcium ion binding. The coding region runs from base 124 to 1221 and encodes 365 amino acids. The transcript is spliced from 5 exons. Lineage: Eukaryota; Metazoa; Chordata; Actinopteri; Cypriniformes; Nemacheilidae. The record is from RefSeq and is a predicted model, not a curated record. Gene Ontology annotation, biological process: heterophilic cell-cell adhesion; establishment or maintenance of epithelial cell apical/basal polarity. Gene Ontology annotation, cellular component: protein-containing complex; plasma membrane.